Messenger RNA from Lathyrus sativus (Indian pea), 2340 nucleotides. The record is from the annotation of a GenBank genome assembly. NCBI's taxonomy places the organism in Eukaryota, Viridiplantae, Streptophyta, Magnoliopsida, Fabales, Fabaceae.
AUGACGGUGACACCUAAAAUCUCUGUUAACGAUGGAAACUUGGUUGUUCAUGGAAAGACUAUACUUAAAGGAGUUCCAGAAAAUGUUGUGCUUACUCCAGGUUCUGGUAAUGGUCUCGUUACCGGCGGUGCGUUCGUCGGUGCAACUGCUUCCAAUUCCAAAAGCCUCCAUGUUUUUCCUAUCGGAAUCUUAGAGGGGCUUCGGUUUGUGUGUUGCUUCCGGUUCAAGUUAUGGUGGAUGACACAGAGAAUGGGAACUUGUGGGAGGGAUAUUCCUCUGGAGACUCAAUUUAUGCUUAUAGAGAGCAAAGACAGUGAAGUGGAAGAGGAAAAUUCUCCUGUUAUUUACACUGUUUUGCUUCCUCUAUUGGAAGGUCCCUUUCGAUCUGUUCUACAAGGGAAUGAGAAAAGCGAGAUCGAGAUUUGCUUCGAGAGUGGUGAUCAUGCUGUUGAGACUAAUCAAGGCCUUCACAUGGUUUACAUGCAUGCUGGCACCAACCCUUUUGAAGUCAUCAACCAAGCUGUUAAGGCUGUGGAAAAGCACAUGCAAACAUUUCAUCAUCGUGAGAAGAAAAGACUGCCAUCUUUCCUAGACAUGUUCGGUUGGUGUACAUGGGAUGCUUUCUAUACUGAUGUAACAGCUGAGGGUGUUGAACAAGGCCUGAAAAGUCUAUCAGAGGGAGGUACACCUCCGCGGUUUCUCAUCAUAGAUGAUGGCUGGCAACAGAUUGAAAGUGAAGCAAAGGAUCCUGGCUGUGUUGUGCAAGAAGGAGCACAGUUUGCUACUAUGUUGACUGGUAUUAAAGAGAAUGCAAAGUUUCAAAAGAAUAAAAAUGGAGAGCACAGCGAACCGACAUCGGGUCUUAAACAUCUUGUUGACGGAGUGAAGAAACACCACAAUGUCAAAAAUGUUUAUGUAUGGCAUGCACUAGCUGGUUAUUGGGGUGGAGUGAAGCCAGCAGCAACUGGCAUGGAACAUUACGACACGGCUUUGGCAUACCCGGUGCAAUCACCCGGAGUAUUGGGAAACCAACCAGACAUUGUCAUGGACAGCUUGUCUGUACAUGGCCUCGGUCUAGUACAUCCAAAGAAGGUUUUCAACUUCUACAAUGAGCUCCAUGCUUAUUUAGCUUCAUGUGGAGUAGAUGGAGUGAAGGUGGACGUGCAAAACAUUAUUGAAACCCUUGGCGCAGGGCAUGGUGGCCGAGUCUCACUUACCCGUAGCUAUCAUCAUGCACUCGAGGCUUCCGUUGCUCGUAACUUUUCCGACAAUGGAUGCAUAGCGUGUAUGUGUCAUAACACUGAUGGACUUUAUAGUGCUAAGCAGACUGCUGUUGUGAGAGCCUCUGAUGAUUUUUACCCACGUGAUCCUGCUUCCCACACAAUCCAUAUUUCUUCUGUUGCAUACAAUUCACUUUUCCUUGGAGAGUUUAUGCAACCAGAUUGGGACAUGUUCCAUAGUUUACAUCCAGCAGCUGAGUAUCAUGCUGCAGCUCGUGCAAUCGGUGGAUGUCCAAUUUAUGUUAGUGAUAAGCCAGGAAACCACAAUUUUGAUCUUCUUAAGAAAUUGGUACUUUCUGAUGGUUCAGUUCUCCGUGCUCAGCUACCUGGCAGGCCUACACGCGACUCUCUAUUUGUUGAUCCGGCCAGAGAUAGGACUAGUCUGCUCAAAAUAUGGAACAUGAACAAAUGUACUGGAGUUGUUGGUGUAUUUAACUGCCAAGGUGCUGGGUGGUGCAAGGUAGAGAAGAAAACUCGCAUUCACGAUAUAUCUCCCGACACACUUACUACCUCUGUUUGUGCCUCUGACGUUGAUCUCAUCAAUCAAGUAGCUGGUGCUGAAUGGCAUGGGGAGACUAUUGUUUAUGCAUACAGAUCAGGCGAGGUGAUUCGGCUACCGAAAGGUGUUUCUAUUCCAGUGACACUGAAGGUUCUGGAGUUUGAACUUUUCCAUUUCUCUCCAAUCCAUGAAAUUGCGUGCGGUAUAUCAUUUGCAGCUGUAGGCCUCAUGGAUAUGUUCAACACUGGAGGAGCUGUGGAUGAGGUCGAAAUUCAUAAAGAGACUGACAACAAACAAGAACUAUUUGACAGAGAGGCUGUAUCAUCAAAACUGGUAACUUCUCUAGGUCCUAACCGAACGACCACAGCGACUAUUAGUUUGAAAGUUAGAGGAAGCGGAAAGUUUGGAGUUUACUCCUCGCAGCAUCCAAUAAAGUGCAUGGUGGAUGGGACUUCAACUGACUUCAACUAUAACUCAGAAACUGGAUUGACAACCUUCUUCAUCCCAGUUCCUCAAGAGGAGUUGUAUAUGUAUAAAUGGUUAAUUGAGAUUCAAGUUUAA